This is a messenger RNA of Boleophthalmus pectinirostris (great blue-spotted mudskipper), 3078 nucleotides long. RefSeq names its product solute carrier family 12 member 3 (gene slc12a3). The transcript has 27 exons. Gene Ontology annotation, cellular component: membrane. The record is from RefSeq and is a predicted model, not a curated record. Gene Ontology annotation, molecular function: sodium:potassium:chloride symporter activity. Gene Ontology annotation, biological process: sodium ion homeostasis; chloride ion homeostasis; sodium ion transmembrane transport. Bases 1 to 3078 code for a protein of 1025 amino acids. NCBI's taxonomy places the organism in Eukaryota, Metazoa, Chordata, Actinopteri, Gobiiformes, Gobiidae.
AUGGAGUUACCAGUGGUGAAUGAAGGUGUCCGUCUCAAUGCAUUCAGACCCUCGGUGGUGUCUAAUGGGAAGGCGGCCUCUUCGUCGGGGGAGUCGGAGUACUAUGGGUAUUUUGGUGACCGAUGCAGCGUGGCGUCCAGCCGCGCCGACAGCUCGAUAACCGGAUACGAGACCCUGGACGCGCCCCCACACUACGACUUUUACGCCAACACUGAGGUCUGGGGCCGACGCAGAAAGUCCAGGCCCUCACUGUACCAGCUCUAUGCAAACCCCCAGGAGGACUUCAAACCACCGGUGUACGAGGAGAGUCCUGUGGGACACUCUGGGGAAACCACUGAUGAAGAUGACGAAGAUGAGCAGAAGGAGCCACCUGCUGAGCCCACUCGCUUUGGAUGGGUUCAGGGGGUCUUGAUUCGAUGCAUGUUAAACAUCUGGGGUGUGAUCCUAUACCUCCGUCUUCCUUGGAUUACUGCUCAAGCUGGUAUCGGGCUAACCUGGGUGAUCAUUCUGCUGUCCUCUACAAUCACAGGAAUCACGGGCCUCUCCACUUCAGCCAUCGCAACCAAUGGAAAAGUAAAAGGAGGCGGGACAUAUUUCCUGAUUAGUCGCAGUUUGGGUCCAGAGCUGGGAGGGUCCAUUGGUCUCAUCUUUGCCUUUGCCAAUGCAGUAGCUGUUGCCAUGCACACUGUGGGGUUUGCUGAGACUGUCACUGACCUCAUGAGGGAGCAUGGAGCUGUCAUGGUGGAUAAAACAAAUGACAUUCGGAUCAUUGGCAUAAUCACUGUCACCUGCCUUUUGGGCAUCUCUUUGGCUGGUAUGUCGUGGGAAUCAAAGGCCCAGGUUGUGUUCUUUUUCGUUAUCAUGGUUUCCUUUGCCAGUUACAUUGUUGGCACUAUCAUGCCCGCAAGUGUGGAGAAGCAAUCCAAGGGUUUCUUCAGCUACAGAGCUGACAUCUUUGCUCAAAACUUUGUGCCUGGCUGGCGAGGAAAAGAGGGUAAUUUCUUUGGCAUGUUCUCGAUUUUCUUCCCUUCAGCCACUGGCAUUUUGGCAGGAGCGAACAUUUCGGGAGAUCUCAAGAAUCCAACAGUGGCCAUCCCUAAGGGGACACUUUUGGCUAUUUUCUUUACCACCUUUUCAUACCUCAUCAUAUCUGCCACCAUUGGUGCUUGUGUAGUGCGCGAUGCUUCAGGUGUAUUGAAUGACACGUUGGUAAACUCCUCAAACCCGGAGUCUUGUGUGGGCACAGCCUGUCAGUACGGCUGGGACUUCUCUGAGUGCACGCAGAAUGGCACGUGCACAUUUGGCCUUAUUAACUACUACCAGACAAUGAGCCUGGUCUCAGCCUUUGCACCUCUCAUUACUGCUGGUAUUUUUGGAGCCACAUUGUCCUCUGCUUUGGCCUGUCUAGUGUCUGCUCCCAAAGUUUUCCAGUGUUUAUGUAAGGACAAGCUCUAUCCUUUCAUUGGCUUUUUCGGCAAGGGUUACGGCAAAAAUGAUGAACCACUCCGGGGUUAUCUGCUGACAUACAUCAUCGCUUCCUGCUUCAUUCUUAUUGCUGAGUUGAACACCAUUGCCCCCAUCAUCUCCAACUUUUUUCUUUGCUCCUACACACUCAUCAACUUCAGCUGUUUCCAUGCUUCAAUCACCAACUCACCAGGAUGGCGCCCUUCGUUCAGGUUCUAUAGUAAGUGGCUGUCUUUGCUCGGGGCAGUUUGUUGUGUGGCCAUUAUGUUCUUGCUCACCUGGUGGGCAGCUCUCAUCGCCUUUGGAGUAGUCUUUGUUCUUCUGGGAUACACGCUCUACAAGAAACCUGCUGUGAACUGGGGCUCUUCGGUACAGGCCAGUUCUUACAAUUUGGCUCUCAACCAGUGUGUGGGCCUCAACCAGGUAGAAGACCAUGUGAAAAAUUACAGGCCUCAGUGUCUGGUGUUGACCGGACCUCCCAGCAGUCGCCCGGCCCUUGUUGACCUUGUCAGCUGUUUCACUAAAGGCCUCAGUCUAAUGAUGUGUGCGGAUGUUAUGACAUCUGGCCCCAGUGCCUCUGUGGUGCAGAAGGAAAACGGUGAGAAACAUGUGUCAUGGCUGAAUGAACGAAAGGUCAAGUCCUUCUACAGAGGAGUGGUGUCCUCUGAUCUGCGCACAGGGGUCAACGUGCUAAUGCAGGGGGCAGGAUUGGGCCGCAUCAAGCCUAAUGUUUUGCUGUUAGGAUUUAAGAAGUCCUGGUGCAGUGACUCUCCUCAGGCUCUCCAUGAAUACAUUGGCAUUCUGCAUGACGCAUUUGAACUGCAGUAUGGAGUGUGCAUGCUGAGGAUGAAGGAAGGACUGGACGUCUCUCACCCACCUCAGUCUCACGUUAAUCCUGCCUUUGAUGAAGGGCCAGAGAGUGUCUGCAGCACAUUAUCCAGAGCACACCUUCAGCCCAGCACUAUUACCACUAUCACAAGCUCACCCGAACCUCAGACGACGACAGUGUUCCGGAAAAAACAAGAAAAGAAGACUAUAGACGUGUACUGGCUGUGUGAUGAUGGAGGCCUUAUCCUCCUGCUGCCGUACCUGCUGACCCGUAGGAACCGCUGGUCCAGGUGUAAGGUCCGAGUCUUUGUUAGUGGACGUCCAGACAAGAAAGAAGAACAGAAACAAGAGGUUUUGGCAUUGAUCAAGAAAUUUCGUCUUGGCUUCCAUGAUGUUGAAGUCCUCACUGAUGUCUACGACAAUCCCCAACCUCACAAUGUACAACUAUUUGAGAAUAUGGUGGCUCCAUAUCGAAAGGACCAGAGCCCCAAACAAGACUUGGGCUGUACACCAACGAAAGUCUGCGAUGGGCCCUGGAUGAUCACUGAGCAAGACUGGGAGAGGAACAAAGCCAAGACUCUACGUCAGAUCCGACUGAAUGAGAUUUUACUCGACUAUUCUAGAGAGGCUGCGCUAAUCCUGGUCACUAUGCCCGUGGGAAGGAAAGGAGGGUGUCCAAGUUCUCUGUAUAUGGCCUGGCUGGACUUUAUUUCGCGUGAUCUUCGACCUCCCGUCCUGUUGGUCAGAGGAAACCAAGAGAAUGUUCUGACUUUCUACUGCCAAUAA